This is a messenger RNA of Klebsormidium nitens, 586 nucleotides long. Lineage: Eukaryota; Viridiplantae; Streptophyta; Klebsormidiophyceae; Klebsormidiales; Klebsormidiaceae. The record is from the annotation of a GenBank genome assembly.
ACAUUGACACCACCUUCAACAUGUCACCUCAAGCAGCUUGCAGCAGCUGGCCUAGCUGGUAGCAGCACAAUCUACAACUACCACACAAACUCGUUCCAGAGCGCUGCAGAGGGCCAUUUCUCUGAAGAGAAACUCAGAAGAAAUCCCAGGAGAACGCUACACAUCUGCUCUUCUAAUACCUGCAACCAUGUUUCGAAGCUCUGUGGAGACAAAGCAGCGGCGGGAGCUUCUCUUUGAAGUGCAUGAGAAGGUGGCUGACAUCGCCACACAGAUCGCCAAUGAGCCAAGCGUGGGCCUUUACUAUGUGCAACAACAUGUCCAAAAGGCUGUUCCGGCGUUGGUUGAUGCAAAGAAGCAAGUUGCCCACGGGCGGGACAUUACCAACUUUGUGGGGGAAGACGUGAAAACUGCCACUACCACCAUCCAAGGCAUGAAAGAAAGCCCUGCCAGCUCUGAAGGCUAUGAGAGGCCAUGCAGGCUCCGCUCUGCCUACACCUCUGGCUACCCCUCGUGCCACCCCACCUUCCAGCCCCAAGAAGGGGAACAGGUCGCCCUGGAAAGGUUUCAGCGCUGGCAGGCCGCCUAG